AUGAAUAGAGAUACCGCUGACCCGAACUACCUUAUGAUCGGGACGCAUCCCAUGUCUAACGUGCCGUCCUCUCUGGCUGCUGCAGUGGAUACGUCAUCUGGCAUGGCUCCCAUAAUUGAGAUAGCUACAUAUGCAGACACGGAUGUCUACGAAUGUUAUAUCAGAGGACAGGAGUCUAAUAUCGUCAUGCGUAGGACAAUGGAUGACUGGGUCAACGUCACGCAGGUGUUCAAAAUUGCACAGUUCUCAAAGACUCAGAGAACCAAGAUACUGGAGAAGGAGUCCACCAAUAUGAAACACGAAAAGGUGCAGGGUGGUUACGGUCGUUUUCAAGGUACUUGGGUGCCAUUGGAAGCGGCAAAGUUCAUGACAACGAAAUAUAACAUUGAUAAUCCGGUGGUGAAUACGAUAUUAUCGUUCAUAUUGAAUCCGAACAACCCUCCACCUAAGAGACAUAAGAACAGUGUGCUGAGAAAGACUUCUCCGGGCACUAAGAUAACAUCCCCAUCAAGCUAUAAGAAGACGCCAAAGAAACCCAACGCGAACUCCGCGAGUAAACUGUCAACUUCUUACACAAAACGUAAAAAGAACUCAACGCAGCCCAAUCCUAGUCCAUUACAAAAUAUGGUAUUCCGUACACCCCAGCAGUCGCAUCUAGCCUCGAUACCAACUAGCGAGCUAAACAUGAACCAGCAUGGGGAUACAGAUGCUACAAUAAAUGCAGCUUACUCGGCCAUGUCACACAGCAAGACGAAUGAGACACCUCUGUCACAGGGCUAUCUAGCCACACAGAAGCCUCUUCAAUUUUAUCCAGUUCCUACAAACGUUGGCCAACAGCAAGAGAAAUCCAGGAGAGGGUUUACCUCUUUUGUUCCAUUUGUACCAGAAGGUCAAGAUAAUUCACAUGUUAAUAAUAAGUCUGAUAUUCCUGCUAUAACGGUUGAUGAUAUGUCAAAAUCGCAGAAAAAUGUAAAGAAAAGAAUAAAGAAAUCCAAGUUUAAAGAGUCUAAUGAGGUUGAAUAUAUGGAAAAUAUUCCAGAGGAAGGUAGGGAUCAGCAGUAUGGAAAUGGAAACUAUCAGUCUGAGCCUGUAAAAAGACAGUAUAGAAAAAGGAAGGUGAAAGAACAAGAUGCAUACGGAAUGUACAAAAAUAAAGACCAAUAUGAGCAAGAUCAAGCCAAGAAUUAUAAUUUACAUACAGAUGCUUUCAGUUACCCCAAUGGUGCUGUGGCUGACCCUUAUAACUUUAAUGAUGGUAAUGCCUUGCAAUACAAUAUGACUAUACAGAAUGAUGGGGAUGAGGCUAUAAAAAUUGAAAGCUACAAAGAAACAUUAUUAAAAGUUUUAUCAUCUGAAGAAGAUACCACAAGACCAGAUUAUGCAUUACCAGCAGAACUUUAUCACCCACCUGCAAAUCUCAAUAUCAAUUUUCAGAUCGAUGACCAAGGACAUACGCCUCUUCACUGGACAGCUGCAAUGGCAAAUAUACCUCUCGUCAAGCUUCUGAUAGGUUUAAAUGCAAAUGCAUUGCACUGUAAUUCACAAGGUUUUAAUUGUAUUACAAAGGCUGUAUUUUAUAACAAUUGUCAUAAAAAUGGUGCUUUCCCUGAGCUUAUAUCAUUACUCAAAAUAUGUUUAAUAACACCAGAUAAAAAUGGUAGACUGCCCUUGCACUACCUUGUCGAACUCAGUGUUAAUAAGACAAAGGAUCCAAAUGUUAUAAUGACCUAUUUAGAUGACAUUGUAAAGAAUCUGGGACAGGGUGAUGAGAGCUUAUUAAGGAUGUGCUUGAAUUAUCAGGAUAACGUAGGUAAUACACCACUCCAUUUGGCGGCUUUAAAUUUAAAUUUGCAAUUGUGUAAUAAACUCUGUCAACUGGGGGCUUCUAUGACUGUCAGUAACUUCAACAAUGAAACACCUGCAUUAAUAUUGACAAGAUUUAAUUUAGUUCCUCCCACUAAUCCUUCAAUGUCCUUACCAACAGCACCAACAAGUAGUUCUUCCAAUGAUAAAAAUCGCUAUUACAGAGGGGAGAGCAUGCAAGAGCAAGUAUAUGGCGUCAACAACUCGCUUGGAAAUCCUGUGAGUGUUCCAAAAUCAAAUAUGAUGAAAAACUCCUCCAAAACAAAAAAGGUUAAUACUAGAAAGCAACAGAAUUCUCAGUCAGAAGACACAAAGUUUACAACCAUGGAUGCUGGUACACCCAACUCAAUUAUCAGAAACGUUAACGACAAAAAUGAAGAGUUUUCUACCCCAAAAAUCAAUCACAUACAUGACUCGAACUUAUUAGAUACUCAAGAUACCACUGGACUUCAUACUAUUAUGGAUGAUCUAUCUCAUAUGGAAUCUUUGGUGACGUCCUCAGUAAUAAAAGAUACCAAAAUGACACCAUCGAAGGUUCUAGGUGGUUCUCCUAUUUCACCUAAGAAGCAUCAAAUGCAUCCAGUGGGUGGCUCUUACAUCUCUUCUAAUUUGAAAAACCCUGUUCCACUGAUGGACAUAAUGGCUUCACCAUCAGGAACGUUAAUGAAUGAAGACGGUGCUUCUGAGAAAGACGGGCAUAUCCUAGAGAACAUAGAAAAGUUUGGUUCUGCGUCGUCAACACUAUUUGAAGGUUUGAAAUCUCAGUUUCAAAGUUUACAAACUGAUGUGGAAGUUUCUGAGAGCGCUCUUUCUGAGAUAGCUUCUCAUUUAGAAUCCAUUUCACAUCAGAGGCAAGCAUUAUUGCAUAGCAUGAAAGAGACCGAAGGUUUGCAAUCUGAGUCUGAACUACAUCAUAGUACUGAACAACUAAGGGAGGUAGUUAAUCAAACGAACGAAAUGUUUACUCAAGGAAUGGAAAAUUCACAAGCUUUGAGACUAGCCAUGUUAAUUCAGCGAGAAGAAUCAAAAGUUGAAACAGAAAGAAAUAAUGGAGUAAGCAUUCAAGAAUCUUUGGAUUAUGCAGUUGAACUAUCUGUAUUGCAGUUCAAAAGAAGAUUGAUAAUGCACAAGAUACGUGAGCAAAGAUGUAAAUCCACAUCUUCUACUAAGAUCAACAAGUAUAAGAGAUUAAUUGGUUUAAAUGUAACUGAUAUAAAUGCUAAACUGGAUGAGAUUGAACGAGAAUUAACGACAAAGGCUUAA
Nakaseomyces glabratus is the source of this 3126-nucleotide messenger RNA. RefSeq names its product SBF complex DNA-binding subunit SWI4 (gene SWI4). Gene Ontology annotation, molecular function: DNA binding; transcription regulator activity; protein binding. Lineage: Eukaryota; Fungi; Ascomycota; Saccharomycetes; Saccharomycetales; Saccharomycetaceae. Gene Ontology annotation, cellular component: SBF transcription complex; MBF transcription complex. The record is from RefSeq and is a predicted model, not a curated record.